This is a messenger RNA of Belonocnema kinseyi, 1233 nucleotides long. It is a transcript of the gene bug, whose product is annotated as thioredoxin domain-containing protein 15. NCBI's taxonomy places the organism in Eukaryota, Metazoa, Arthropoda, Insecta, Hymenoptera, Cynipidae. The record is from RefSeq and is a predicted model, not a curated record. Bases 208 to 1089 code for a protein of 293 amino acids. Gene Ontology annotation, cellular component: cilium. The transcript is spliced from 4 exons. Gene Ontology annotation, biological process: cilium assembly.
AUAAAAUGAAAAAAAAAGUUGUAGUCGUUGCAAUAUUUACCUUUUCUAUUCAAUGAAUAACUGAAUAACAAAUGGGGAAAAAGUGUUAUUAGGCAAUUGUUCAAUAUCUGGAGAGCGUGAAAUUUAUUUUUUUAAAACGAAAAUUAGAAUAAUCUAGAAUUCUCGCCAGGAAGGUUGUGAUUCGUAUUUUUAGGUUAUGUUUCUAAAAUGCACUUCUGCAAGAAGAUAGUUUUUAUUGUUAUCGUCCUUCAAGUGUCGCAUACCACAAUUAUUCUUGGAGAAGAAGAAACUUUCGAAGAACAGGAAAAUGUAGUUAUUGAAGUUUCCCAAAGGGUAAAUCAAACGGAAAAUCUAGAUUCAAACUUCACGACUGAAAUUGAAGACAGUAAUUUACUGUUGGAGGAGAUGGAAGAUUCUGAUACAAAAUCCAAUGUUACGAUAAAAGAACCAAAGAAGAACAUCACCAAAGUUAAUUGUUUAAUGGAGAAAAUCCAUGGACCUGUAGAGAUUGUGAAUGCAACGAGGCUAGUAGAGUUGUUAAUUUUGGAACCAGGACCAGCCAAUCGAUCCAGAAAUAGUACGGAAAUAAAAUUAUUGCCAGGUCCUUGCGUUGUGGUUCUUUUCUACACAAGAUGGUGCAUUUUUAGUAGUCAUGCCGCUCCUCAUUUCAACGCGCUGCCUAGAUUUUUUCCUCACAUCAAAGCAGUUGCAAUCGAUGCAAUGAAAUACCAAAGUUUCAACACCCAACACGGUAUCGUGGGGGUGCCAACACUCGUGAUUUUCCAUAAUGGAAAGCCAGUCGCGAAAUUUAACGACACCGUCUACACUCUCGAGACUUUUUCGAAGUUCCUGACGCAUUUAACGAAUCAGGCGCCGAAUGGCUCACUUUACGUGACUUCGGCAGAUUUCGGCGGCCCAGUUUCGAGCACACCCUCCAACGAUACGGAUUACUGCCUCGUUUUAUCCUGGAUUUUCAUCGCCGCGUGCGCCCUCUAUUUCACGUCGAAGAGCCACUGUUGGAGGAAAUUUGUCGAGCUUGUGCAAAACACGUGGCGAGAAAGUAACGCACAACACGAGCAUGUGGAUUAAACUGGCUCGAAAUUAGAGGCUAAUUCAAUAUUUAAUAAUGUCGUUUGGGUAUAGGUUUGUAUUUAUUUGUUUAAAAGGCAAAGUCUUUAUUAUUCGUCGGUGUAUAUAUUUCGUAAGAGGAAAAUAUAUGAGGAAUAUUUUUUA